Molecule: messenger RNA, 1294 nt
Organism: Bubalus bubalis (water buffalo)
Lineage: Eukaryota; Metazoa; Chordata; Mammalia; Artiodactyla; Bovidae
Product: complement C1r subcomponent-like
Biological process (GO): zymogen activation
Cellular component (GO): blood microparticle
Molecular function (GO): serine-type endopeptidase activity; calcium ion binding
Source: RefSeq, a predicted model, not a curated record
UUCCCUCCUCUGCAUGAUCCUGCUCUCCCUGGUCACAGAGUGGAUGAAGAUGCUAUCACGAGAGUCAGGGAUCCAACAACAGGCCCCUGGAGAAAUGUGGCUCUUAUACCUCCUGCUGCCAGUCCUGUUCUACAGGGUGGGAGGUGCCAUACCCACCUCUCAGGGGUUCUACGGGGAGGUGAUGUCCCCGUUGUUCCCCAAGCCUUACCCUAACAAUUUUGAGAGGACCACUGUGAUCACAGUACCCACGGGGUACAAGGUGAAGCUUGUCUUCUGGCAGUUUGACCUGGAGCCUUCGCAAGGUUGUUUCUAUGACUAUGUCAAGAUUUCUGCUGAUAAGAAGACCAUGGGGAGGUUCUGUGGGCAGCUGGGUUCUCCCCUGGGCAACCCCCCAGGAAGCAAGGAAUUCAUGUCCCAAGGGAACAAGAUGCUGCUGACCUUCCACUCGGACUUCUCCAAUGAGGAAAAUGGCACCAUCAUGUUCUACAAGGGCUUCCUGGGGUACUACCAAGCCGUGGACCUGGAUGAAUGUGCCUUGCAGCUCAACUCAGUCGAGGAGGACCCCCCGGCCCGGUGCCAGCACCUGUGCCACAACUACGUCGGCGGCUAUUUCUGCUCCUGCCGUCCAGGCUAUGAGCUCCAGCAGGAUGGGCGUUCCUGCCAGGCCGAAUGCAGCAGCGAGCUGUUCACGGAGCCCUCAGGCUACAUCUCCAGCUUGGAGUACCCCCGGCCCUACCCCCCUGACCUGCGCUGCAACUACAGUAUCCGAGUAGAGCGAGGCCACACCCUCCACCUCCAGUUCCUGGAGCCUUUUGAAAUCGAUGACCACCAGCAAAUACACUGUCCCUACGACCAGCUGCAGAUCUAUGUCAGCGGGAAGAACAUUGGUGAGUUCUGUGGAAAGCAAAGGCCUGAGCACAUUGAUACCCAGAGCAACUCAGUGGACCUGCUCUUCCUCACAGAUGAGUCAGGGGACAGCCGGGGCUGGAAGCUGUACUACACCAGUGAAGUCAUCACGUGCCCCCAGCCCAAGACCCUGGACUCAUGCACCAUCAUUCAGGACCUGCAGCCUCUAUAUCAUUUCAAGGACCGUUUCACUGCCACCUGCAAGAAGGCUACCAGCUCAUGGAGGGGAACCAGGUGCUACUGUCCUUCACAGCUGUCUGCCAGGAUGAUGGCACAUGGCACCGUGCCAUACCCAGGUGCAGGAGGUGUGAAGAGCCAGUUCACAGCCAGGAACAGGGGUCAGGCAACAUUGGAGGCCAGAAGACCAAGCUGAGCAGCUUCACCUGCG